GUUUUGAUACAAGGGAGUGGAUAAAUCAAGGUAUGCUUCUUUGCUUGAUGAUAAGGACCUUGAACACCCGGAGUACCGUGGUACACACCUGGAACAGACGCUCCCAGUGCAAUUUCAUGAUUAUCAUCCGCUAAAGAGAGGCGGUGUUCUUAGUCCUGUGCUUAAAAUUAAUUCUGCACCCACACUAGAUCCAGGUCCCAAGUAUCACACUUCCAACCUAUAAGGAAUCAAAAAAUCACAAUAGCGCUCUUCGUUCCCCCUCCUCUUUUUGUUCUCCUUCUUUAGGCAUCUACCGCAAAACCCUACUGUAUCCAUACUAGACAUGCCUCCAGUCCGCCUCUCACAUCGUCGACGCUCAUCCUUGGCCAUUACGGCUCUCCACCCCAUCAAAGCAGGCAUAUACGGAAUAAACACGACUCCCUCACCACGAUCAGUUACAUUCGCACCUAAUGUCACACCAGUCACCUUCACAGAGACUGACGAGUCCUUUGCAUCACCAACUCCCGAACCUUCAUCCCCAACAACCCAGCUCUUCCCCCCCUCAGAGCUGCCCCCAACAACCACAAGGAGACGUGUACCUCCUGGCAAGCGCCGGUCGCUAGGUUACAUCCCACGCCCCCCGAACGCGUUCAUGCUGUUCCGUGCCGACUUCGUCCGUCAGAAGCACGUUCCUGGCUCCAUCGAGACUAACCACGGUUCACUCUCCAAGAUCAUCGGUAAUUGCUGGAGAGCCCUUCCCCUCGAGGAAAAGCGCGUAUGGGAGAUCAAGGCCAAGCACGCCAAAGCCGAGCACAAGGCGCGCUACCCUGAAUACCGCUUCCGCCCGGUCCACAACAAGAACAAGGAGAAGAAAAAAGAAAAAGCAACGCCUACGCCCGAAGACGAGCGGCGCUGUGAAGAGGUUGCUCAACUUCUCCUCGAAGGGAUGAAGGGCGAUGAGCUCGCUGCUGCUAUUCGCAAGCUCGACGCGGGCAAGGUGCAUGUCCCGACCCCUGCGUAUCUUUUGAGGCGGCCUUCUUCUGUCCCGCUUCCGGAUUCGCGGUUCGGUGCUGCGGGGAUUACGAUCCCGACGUUGCCUUUCUUCGCGGGAUCGCGUCCUGGGUCGCCUGUUGGGAAUAUUUCUCGCUCUGCUCGCUAUAUUCUUGGUCAGCGCAGAGCCUCGAGUGCCCAGCCUACUAUUUCCAGCUCAUGGGGUCUCGCUCCACCCACUUCCCUCCAGCGCGACGACUCUCCUCUCCCAGAAGCCGACACAAGCCUAUUCGAGCCCUCAUUCUUCAACUCGACCUUUAGCAGCCAAACCACGCAGCCUGAUUUCGCAUUCAGCUUCAACCAGAUGAUCUCCACAUAUCCCCCACACGCAUCACAAGACUUUGGCAUUGCCCCUCUAGACCCACUUCACGAUCUCUCGAUAGACAUCAACGCUAUGAAUUUUGACCUGAACGAUCCCCCAGCUUGGAUGCCGGUGCCGGCGUCGGCGUCGACGGAGUACAAUAACUCGCAGUCUUCAUCCUCGUCUCCGUAUACGGGUUCGCCUGCGCAUUCUGAUAUGUCUCUGCCUGGUGUGGUCGUUGCGCCGCAGCCGCAGCAUGCGGGCGCGGGCGCGCCGUUUGAGCUGUGGCCUGAUAUGUCCCAGCAGUUCGGGCUUCCUACCAAGGAAUUGGGCUUGGACGGCUUGCAAUUGGGCUUGGGCUUGGGCUUGGGCAUGGACGGUUCCGGUGAAGAUCUCUCCGGCUACCCAACAUCGAGUGACAUCGAUGGGUUGUUCCCACCGUAUGAGAACCAUGAGGGUUCCAUCAUGUCGUCGAUGUCGAUGGGUUUCGGAUAUAAUCCGUACUGAUUGAUCGUCUCGGUUCGCCGCAUAUCCAUCAUUUAUCCAUGUGCAUACCCAUCCCAUCUAUCUCUGUCCAUAUCGAUUUCUUUCAUCGCCAUCUCCAUCGCCAUUCCCAUCGUGGUUUCUCGUUUCCAACCUACACGAUCCAUCAAUGUCUGUAUGUAUAGCUAUUUUUUCUUUUAUUGAUUGGUCGACGUAGAUAUGAUCUGAUGUCCCUUUUCCCUCUUUCCCUUUUCCUUUUUCCUUUCCUUUUAUCUGUCUUUAUAUAUCCUUGCUCGAGCAUGCUUGACUUUGUAUUUUUAUCACCCUGCUUUGUUGUCUCGGAUUGUGAUUGUGAUUUAUGGAUCCUCCCACCCCACCCAGUUGUAUCCAUAUAGUUUCCUUGAAUAUUAUACCCUUGCUCCCCCUC
Messenger RNA from Suillus clintonianus, 2240 nucleotides. RefSeq lists its product as uncharacterized. The record is from RefSeq and is a predicted model, not a curated record. Gene Ontology annotation, biological process: anatomical structure morphogenesis; regulation of DNA-templated transcription; cell differentiation. Gene Ontology annotation, molecular function: RNA polymerase II cis-regulatory region sequence-specific DNA binding; DNA-binding transcription factor activity, RNA polymerase II-specific. NCBI's taxonomy places the organism in Eukaryota, Fungi, Basidiomycota, Agaricomycetes, Boletales, Suillaceae. Bases 323 to 1837 code for a protein of 504 amino acids. The transcript has 4 exons.